This is a messenger RNA of Trichosurus vulpecula (common brushtail), 1622 nucleotides long. RefSeq lists its product as uncharacterized. Bases 149 to 820 code for a protein of 223 amino acids. Lineage: Eukaryota; Metazoa; Chordata; Mammalia; Diprotodontia; Phalangeridae. The record is from RefSeq and is a predicted model, not a curated record. The transcript has 5 exons. Gene Ontology annotation, molecular function: lipid binding.
AUUACUAACCAUGUAAGAGGAGGACCAUUUGAGCCCAGCUUUCUCCACAGGUGGGGUUGGUUGGAAAGAUGGAAAUCCAAUGCUGCUGGAUUUAAUCUAACAUCACCAAUAUGCCUCCAGUGACCAUCUAACCUAACUUUGAACAACCAUGGAAAUUCUACAGCAGCAGCCUGCACGUGCCUCUCCCAUUUCUGCCAUGUUUUCCUGGCCCUUCUCCAUCCAGCUGUCUGGAAUGAAGAUGCUUUACCUCCAGGUUUUUAUGUUCUUCUGUUGCUUACUAACCUUGACUCCAGCCCAACUACCUGAAAAUGUUCCAAGAAACCUGGAAACAGGCAAGCUACAGCCUUACUGUUAUUGGAAGGACAAGCCCAGUAAAGCAGAAAAAGUCCAGGACCUGAAUUCUAAUUCUACCUUGGAGGCGCAUUCCUUGUAUCUCCACAAGUUUAUGGAACAGAGUUUCAUCACAGCCCGCUUUGAUGCUUUGAAGAAUGUGGAAACACCAUCUACUACCAUUAUUGGCAAGCUGAUGGGGAGAGCAGAAUCAAAUCUCCAGGAAUUCCUUGAGUUUAAUAUUACCAAUGCCAAGCUUUUCCAUGUUAGAAUUCAGACAGCUAAGGAGCAACCUCAUCUCUCUUCAAAAAGCCCGAUCAAAGUCAACAUGGAAUUCACAGUGCCAGUUACUAAACACAUGAUCCUGUUGCAUGUGACCAUUACCAUGCCAGCUAAAGUCAAAGCAGAAAAAGAUGAGAAGAAUAAAAUCCACCUGGACCUUGGAUCCUGUGUCACCGAGGACAACAGCUUAAACAUCACAAUUACUUAAAUGAUCACACAACAUAGUUCAGUAGCAGAGCUGGAAUUUGAACUUAGAUCUUCUGAUGCCAAGUUCAAUCUUAAUCAAGAUAAUAUAGCCUAUGGAUUGGAUCGAAUAGAAAAUGAUUGUCAUAAACUCUGACCAUUUUACUCCAUGCAGAUUUUUUUCCUUGUCAUCAUUUUUUCUCUAUCUUGGAAGACUUUCCAGACAUCAGCUCUUGACUUUAGCUGCUGAUGUCCAUAAUGAUUAGAUUACUGCUGAUUGCAAGGAACACACAUUUCUUGGGAUAAACCUAAAGCCCUCACCUUCUCCAGGUUUCAAAUAUGUCCUCCUACUGUUGCUCUUUUUACAGUAAACCACGCUUUUUGGACCUGAUACAGUAAUCUUCAUUCCUUACUACCUUCACUGGUUAAAUGCCCUUGAGUUGGCAACUGGUGGUAUUGUGGUCAUUGUGGCUAUGAGGAUUCAGUGCUAAUCACUGGGCUCAGAAACAUCAAAGAAAUGAAAACCCAAAUCAGAUCAUUUUUGAAAGAGCAUCGUGGUCCUGCUUGAGGACUUUAGACACGGUGAAAGAGCCCUGGACCAUGAGACCUAAAUUCUAGUCCUGGCUCCCUUAUAAUUGGUGACUUUGGGUAAGCCGUUUCCUCUACCCAGGGGAUUUUUCUUACGUGUAAAAAGAAGGACUGGACCUGAAGUUUAAGUCUCUUCAAGUUGUUCCCUACAUGAUUUGAGAAUUUUCCCUUCUGUCUUAAUGUACUAAUAAUGGAAAUUUACAAAGAAGCUUAAAGUUUGGCAAUACACUUUACAUAUG